Molecule: messenger RNA, 594 nt
Organism: Zootoca vivipara (common lizard)
Lineage: Eukaryota; Metazoa; Chordata; Lepidosauria; Squamata; Lacertidae
Gene: IL22
Product: interleukin 22
Cellular component (GO): extracellular region
Source: RefSeq, a predicted model, not a curated record
AUGAAUCCACUUGAGAAUGGGACCAGAUGCUUCCUUGUCUGGGCGUUCUGCUGCGGUUGCCUCCCUCUCAUCUUCUUGGCAAGCCCCGUGCCCUUGAAGGACGCAGUUAUUCGUACUAACCACUCCUGCGAACUCACAAGAAACAACUUCCAGAAAACCUACUUCAGGAAUCGUACAUAUACUUUAGCUAACCAGGGAAGACUCUUUGAUAAGGACACAGAUAACAGAUUUGUUGGGCAGCAUCUGUACACCAACAUCAAGGCAAAUGAUCGCUGCUACCUAAUGAAGAGAUUAACUGAUAUUGUGGUGACAGACGUCCUCCUGACCCUCUCUGGGGACAAAUAUUCCAGUGCCCAGGAAGUUGCAAGUUUCUUGACCGAUUUGAAUAGGAAACUGAAUGGCUGUAAACCACUGGGAAAUAAAGAACACAUUGAAAGGAACCUGCAGCAAAUGAAAGACAAAUUACAACAGUUGGGAGAAAAUGGGAAAAACAAAGCAGUCGGUGAGCUUGAUUUGCUGUUUGACUACCUGGAGGAUGCCUGCACUGCAGCGCUCAAAGCCCCCAACAAGAACCACAAAGGCAAGAAGAACUGA